CAUGUUUUAUAGCUGAUUUGAAAGUUCUUCAGAACACUACGGAGCGUAUCAAGUGACUAUACUUUUUGACCACACUCGGCCGCAUUUUCGUUUGAGUGGACACAGAGUAUUGGAUUAAUACUUAGCCGCGGAUACUAACUUUUCACUUUAAUGCUAUUCACUUUGAUUAUUCACCUUUGUACAGAGGGAUUUAUUGUUACUUAAGAUGUGAGGCGUGAUGUUCCCGUGCAGGCGACAAGCGGCGCGGUCACGGCCGCUCCUCGUGCUGAUCGCGGCCGUCGCAUCCUUCUCCCUUCUCCUCAACAUCCACCUCGGCUACCACGGCAAUCUAGCGCUCCAUGGACCACGCCUCGUUACUUAUGACGUCAGCGAUAAUGAAGACACGCGAAAUCAAAAUGACGUCAUGAUUAAGGGAUUUUUCGAAUAUACCAGAGACGAAUACAAAUUUGCGGAAUCCGUUAUGCUUAGUGAUACCCAUAAUGGUGGAUUAGCCGACGAAAAGUUUGUGGGAGAAUCAUUUCCGAACCGACGGCGUUUAAACCAGCAGGAAUAUGUUCAGGCCGGUAACAAGGAGAGCCUGGUUGACCUCCGACACCGGAUAAACAAGCUGGAAAAAUCAAUCCGCACCCACAAGGCUGUAGCGGUGUUGGUACCCGAAGGCCUAAAUCUGCCGAACGUUUCCACAACGGCGGGCGGGAAACCAGGCGGGCUACAAUGGGUUGAUAGAAAGACGGUGGUCCAGGGUAACUGGUCCGUGACGCUGUGUCCCGAGGGUGACGCCUGCAUGCACAACUGUCCAGGGAAAGGAGAAAAGGUCCUGUGGGUCGGGCUGGGUGCGACAAGUAACCAGAGGGCGGCGGACGUUCUGUGUCGGCUAGCCAAAACAACCCGGAAAAAAACAGGUGAAGAUCUCCUCAACCUGUGUUCGAUUUAUGGCGGACUGCAUGACCACGAGAAGACAGCACCCCAAAACGACUCCCAUUUCGUUUUUAGAGUGCAACAUAGGCUUGAUCACCACACCUCAUGGCAACUGCCUGCACCACCGGUGCCCUUUAUGACUGGUCAUGUGAUCCGCAUGCGCGUGCUGGCGGCCCCGGGACCACUUCCGGUGUACUAUGUGCGGCCGCUUCUGGGGGUUGUGCCCGUGACGCGAGGAAAUAUUGCCACGGAGAAAUCUGCACAGGUGCCAGUUGAGGACGCCCUAGAGUGGGUGUCUGAAUCCCAAGGUCUGGGAGCUGUAUCGGGCUGGUGGCGCCGCCUUUUGGCCCUUAUCCAGCGCUCCAUCCGGGUCGUGCAGCAGGACGGCGCAGAAAUUGGACUGAUCUGCACGAGAACGUUCCGCUUGCUUGAUGUAGACGUCAUAUGUACUACACUGAACACCUGCUAUGUCAUUCAGAUGUAUGACAUACGGGAGAUUGACGUCUCCGUCCACGAGGUUUUGUUGGCUAUGACGUCAGACGUUGACGUUAAUGAUGACCUUUUUGCUGCACUGUCGGGUUCCGUUCUAGGUGACUUGCAGCCGGUGCCUGACGCGGAGCUCGCGUCCUUGAUCCAAAGACGACGGGAGAUGCGGUCCCUAGCGACGUGGAUAGCGCUUCCUCAGCGGACGGGUAGCGCGGUAUCGGAAGAGACACUGGUCAGGGUGUUGGAUCAUUUCAGCCGACAGGACCGGCGGGCGCGUUCCGAUAUACACUACAAUGCUGAGAUUUCUGUUACCAGUGAAGAAGACAUAUACCAGAAUGUCGACUACAGCGCCGUCAAGUGCAAUGAAGACAGCUCUGAUUGCGGCCAGAUAGACUCCAUACACACGGAGCCUCCGACAGAAGUCCAGGCGGUAUCCGCACGUGAAUAUUCCUUGCACGUGGACUUUGACGUUAUCGUAUUGCGCGUGCAUGUGUCGACACAAGGCUGCGCGUGCCGCGUUAUACUAGAAGAGAAGCACGGUAGUGCAGGACCCAGGAACAUCACUGUGGGACUGGGGGAAAACCGGGUGGCGAUUUACAUGGUGGACACGGGCGGCCCGGAGAUUAAAGUGGUCACCAUGAUUACACUGUACAUAUACCGACGACAGCGGGUAGUUGACGAGCUGGUUUCAACUAGACUAUGUGCUAUUAAGCAGGACUGCAGUAUGCGGUAUGACCCUGAGUCGAGUUGCGGUUAUUUCCCUUACACCGUCCAGGCACACAGGGCGCAGUGUCAGUCUGGUGAUGUGCCAGGUCAGUGGGUUGUACCAUGCGGCCACUGUGAGAAAGGGUCUGACUGCCAGUGGAGCCGCGCAGAAUGGCGACCAGAUGGCUGCAGCUACCAGAAGUUGCCUCCGCAGGCGCUCAGAGGCUGCCUCGCCGGCCGGACGCUCAUGUUCAUAGGAGACUCCACCAAUAGGGGCAUCGCGCACUACAUCAUAGAGCAGAUCAACGGCACAUUGACGGCAUUGGACAAGACACAUGGCAUCAAGACGUACAGUAACGUGAACGACAACCGGACGAAGGUGACGUUCGCUUACUAUCCACAUUUCUGGCUCCCGGCCGACCAUAGACCCUCCUUCAGGAAAGUUCUCUACCAGCUGAUCCGAAGUUCGUUACCAAUUGAGAACAGCACGGACACAGUGUUAGUGGUGGGUGGGGUACAGUGGCUCGCCCGACAACACAUAGAUCUCAUCAUAGAAUCUUUACAAAGGAAAGGGUUAUCUGGUAUCGAGGUUAUUGUAAAGGGCCUGGGCGCCGGAUUCCAUCAGCGUGUGGAGGCCAUGAGACACGUGCCGGCACGUGCACAUGAGGCGUUAGCGACCCGGGAGCGCGAGGUGCUGAGUCACGCGGCGCGGAGCGGCCUUCAAGUUGUAGCUACAUUCAAUAUGACGGCCACCAGGUACCGAGACUUCUUGGAGGGGAAAUGUGCCUGCCAUUUUCACAAGGUAACGCGUCUGAAGUCCGGUGCUGGCGGGUACACGGUACAGGGAGAGGUGAACGAGGCCUACUCCCAGAUACUCCUCAACCAGAUGUGCUAAUGUCCGUCCAAAAGUGCAAUUAUUUUUUGUUUAUUUUGUUACAUAUUUUUUCAAAUAAAUGUUAAAU
Mya arenaria is the source of this 3071-nucleotide messenger RNA. RefSeq lists its product as uncharacterized. The coding region runs from base 218 to 3004 and encodes 928 amino acids. The record is from RefSeq and is a predicted model, not a curated record. The transcript is spliced from 21 exons. Lineage: Eukaryota; Metazoa; Mollusca; Bivalvia; Myida; Myidae.